Hemicordylus capensis (graceful crag lizard) is the source of this 859-nucleotide messenger RNA. Its product is annotated as cathelicidin-related peptide Oh-Cath-like. Gene Ontology annotation, biological process: antimicrobial humoral immune response mediated by antimicrobial peptide; defense response to Gram-positive bacterium; innate immune response. Gene Ontology annotation, cellular component: extracellular region. The record is from RefSeq and is a predicted model, not a curated record. The transcript is spliced from 6 exons. Gene Ontology annotation, molecular function: lipopolysaccharide binding. NCBI's taxonomy places the organism in Eukaryota, Metazoa, Chordata, Lepidosauria, Squamata, Cordylidae. Bases 1 to 651 code for a protein of 216 amino acids.
AUGGAGAGAAGCUUCUGGAAAGUCCUGAUGAUGGUUGGGGCUGCUGCUGCAGCAAUCACAUUGGCUCCUCGGCAAAAGCCGUUGACUUACAAAGAGGCUGUCAUGCUCGCCGUUGACCUCUACAAUGAAAGGGCAGCUGAAAACUUCACCUUCAGGCUGAUCAACGCUAUACCACAGCCUGAAUGGGAUGCAAAUUCUAAAAGCACCCAAGAGCUGAACUUCACCAUUAAAGAGACAGGGUGUCCAGCCCAGGAGGAAUGCCCUGAAGAAGAAAGCAGCUUCAGAUGUGAUGGGCUGGUUAAAGCGUGCUCUGGGUACUACUUCCUUGAGGAGUUCCCACCUGUGACUAUUGUCAGCUGUGAUGAAGUAGAAGAUGAGAAUUCAAGCUCCAGUAUUCCUCAGCAGCUGAACUUCACCAUCCAGGAGACUGUGUGCCCAGCCUCGGAAGGAAUGGUCUCCGAGCAAUGUGAAUUCAAGCCUGAUGGGCUGAUGAAAGAUUGUUCUGGAUACUCCUCCACUGAGCAGGCAAAUUCCCUUGUUGUUAUCACAUGUGAUGCUGCAGUUCAAAAGCCAGUCCAGACCACCAGAUUCCGAGGGCUUCGAGGGCUCCUGAGAGGGCUUGCAAAAGGGAUUUCAAGAGCAUUUCAAUAGGAUUUCAAUCCUCCAAUCAAUAACUGCAAACAGAGACCAGGAGUCAAGACGAAAGGGAUGACCCUGAAGAGCUGAGUCGAUGAUAGAGAAAGCCAGCUUUUGGAAACCCCUGCUUCAUAGAUCUUGCUUUUGCCUAUGCAAUCACUCCACCUCCUAAAUUCAAUUGCAUUUGCAAUAGAAUUUUUUUUUAAAGCUGUUCUGAAAUCUA